AAGUAAGGUUGUACUUAUUUUGCUCCGCUAGUAGUAGUAGUAGUCGGUCGCGACAUAGUUUCUUUUUGCUUACGUUUCGAUAGACAUUUGUGUGGUUUGUGUUGUUAUUAUUUGAAUUGUAUGCAAUUUACACUGUGGUUUUAUCAAGAAGCGUACUUUUACGCUGUUAGUAAGAAGUGCAUCAAUAAGCUUAUAGUGGCGGUGAUACUGAUCGUGAUUUGAUGUCGACUAACCCGAUUGUGUACGCGAGUGAUGGCAAACUCCACGCGCAGUCUUCCGAAGAGCGCUACGUGGUAAAGCAUAUUUUGGUGUAGUGUCCCCUUACCCCACCCAGGUCCACCGUGAUACACUAUAUGUCACGUGGAGCGAUAAGAUAGCAUUCCUUUUUUAAAGCCGGUGGGAGGGCUAUGUAUGUGUGAUUGAUGAAAGUACAUAAGUGAAACCAGGAAUGUUGUGAUGCGUUGGUGCCUUUAUAGUAUGCAGCAAUUAUCACGUGUAGUGGCAGUGAAGCAGAAGGUUUUAGAUUGCUUAACAGUACAUUAUUCGAAAUUUAUAGCAUGUAAUAAAAAUAUUUAAUUGCUACCCCGCAGAGUGCGCAUGUUUUUGAGCUACCAUCAUCUCAGUGAUUCCCUGUGAAGAACUCGAGUGAUGCUAAUACUACGGCAGAUCUUAAGAUGUGCAAAAAGUUAUAAAAAUAGCAAACCAAAAUAUUGUUGCAUCGAGCCGGUGAUCGAACGGCAUUAUUCGCCAAUUUGUGGACGACUGUAAAACAACGAAGAAGCGAUGGCGAAGAACAACUGUUCCUGGAUGCCGCUUCUAGCUACGGCAAUGGUGAUGUCUAUUUCCUCAAUAUUAUGCUUCAACUUUGAAACACGUCUUCCCAUCGUCAAAUAUGGAGCUACAAACACCUACUUUGGAUAUUCGGUGGCUUCGCAUACAGAAAAACUACGAAAUGGAGACAAAAAGAGCUGGAUCCUUGUCGGUGCCCCACUCGGUCAAAACCUGCAACCAUUAACAAAUCGAUCAGGAGCACUGUUUAAGUGCCCAGUAACACAAAUGAGCAACGAUUGUGAACAGGUUGAAACUGAUGGCCGAAGAAAACCUUCUGGUGUUUAUGAAACUGAUGAUGAGGACGAUAAUGGUGGUGAAUUGGGACCUCCAGGUGAUGACGAAAUCAAGAGCAAUCAAUGGCUGGGUGUCACAGUUCGAUCAGGCGGCAAGGAAAAUAAGAUUUUUGUAUGUGCGCACCGUUAUAUGAAAAUUCAGCGCAAGGCAACGGAGAAUGGAUUGCACAUGGGUCAAGGUCUUUGCUACGUGCUAAACAACGAUUUCUCCUUUGGAUUUGGGGUAGAAGUGUGUUCUGGGCGUUCCAUCGAAAGAGAACACGAGCAGUAUGCCUUUUGUCAGUCCGGUACUUCAGGUAUGCUUUUGGAUGAUGGAACUGCAGUCAUCGGUACACCUGGAGUCAUGACCUGGAAAGGUACAGUGUUCGUAGUUGAAGUAGAAAAAGAAUUUUUGUCAAGAGAUAAAACACAGUACUAUGGACCUCACGACAACAUUGAUUCACCUGUUCCAAACUACGGCUAUUUAGGCAUGGCUGUAACUGGAGGACGGUACUUUGGUGAUUUCAUGUCAUACGCUGGUGGAGCUCCUAGAUCACGAGGAAAUGGGCUUGUCGUAAUUUUUUCCAACAGAGAUAAGAGAAAUCCCAUCUUCAAAGAAAGAGAACUUCGUGGAGAGCAAUUUGGGUCCAGCUUUGGUUAUGAACUGGCCACAGCUGACGUCAAUGGUGAUCAUGCACCUGACUUGUUAGUAGCAGCACCAUUUUACUUUUCCAAAUCUGAAGGCGGAGCCGUGUAUGUAUAUCAGAACGUUAACAAUAAUUUCACUGAUUUUUACACCACCAAACUUACUGGAAAAUUGGAAUCUCGAUUUGGUUUGGCAAUGGCAAAUUUAGGUGACAUCAAUAAGGAUGGUUGCGAAGAUAUUGCUAUCGGGGCUCCCUAUGAGGGUAAAGGAGUAGUGUACAUCUAUCUUGGGACUCCUGAUGGCUUAUCCAAGAAACCAUCACAGAUAAUCACAUCAAGCUCUCUGGGACUUAACGUUCCGGCUCUGAAUACGUUCGGUAGCUCCUUGUCGGGAGGGUUAGAUCUCGAUAAUAACACCUAUCCGGAUCUGGUGAUUGGCGCGUAUGACUCUUCAGCAGUUGUAACACUUUUAGCACGACCUAUUACGAAUAUCAAGACGUAUGUAAUAAGCGAUGAAUUGCAGAACAUCGAUCCAACAAAACAAGGAUGUCCUGCUGAUCCUAGUGCUAAUGCUACCUGCUUUUCAUUCAAUGCCUGCUGUUCAAUAGAGCCAUAUGAAGAGUCAGGUCAUUCCAGUAGCCAAUCACAGCACCUGAAACUUAUCUACACGAUUGAAGCCGAGACAUACAACAAUUUGAAAAAGUUUUCUCGCGUUUACUUUGGACCAGAUACGAAAAAUAGGUCCAAUAUACUUCGAAAGCAAAUUAGUGUGAUUACAGAUGGACGCCAAGAAUGUCGUUUAGAAGUGGUUUACAUUAAGGAUAACACCAGAGAUAUUCAGAAUCCAAUUCGUUUUCGGUUGAAUUAUACGAUUCUCGAUAUGUCACUACCGACAUCUGCUUUAGAUAUGUUAAAUCCAAUUCUCGAUCAAACUCAAGCGGAUAGAACAUUCGAAGCUACGUUCCAGAAGGAUUGCGGAAAUGAUGGGAUUUGUCAAUCGAAGUUCGAUCUAAAAGCUAAGUUAUCCCUGGAACAGCAAGGUGAUAAUUCGUAUUCACUAGUUCUGGGUCGAGAUCGUGGCAUUCUGUUGAAUGUGAGCAUUUCUAAUCUGGCAGAUUCUGCGUACGAAACACAUCUAUUUGUAAAACAUGAUCCCAGCAUUUCAUACAGUGGGACAAAGAGUCUUUACACGUGUGUACAAUUUAAUGCAACUGUAGUCGACUGUUCGCUUGGUAAUCCGAUGCGACGGAACACAGAGGCUAAGCUGUCUCUGCGAUUCGACCCACAACGAGUAGACGACCUGGUGUCACAGCUAUCGUUUCAAGUAUUUGUAAAUACCACAUCGACGAUACUCGCGGGCUCUCGAAGCAACGCGGCACUAACGGCGAACGUGAUCAAACGAGCUAAGAUCAGCAUAUCUGGACGCGCCCAUCCAGAGCAGACCUUCUAUGGAGGUGACGUCAAAGGCGAAAGUGCGAUGGAAACCGUAGAGGAUAUCGGCACGGCUGUCCAACACGUAUAUGUGAUCUACAACGAUGGUCCAUGGCGUGCUCCGAAAGUUCAAGUCACCGUACAGUGGCCUCAUCAGGUUGCAAACGAUAAACCUCAAGGCAAAUGGCUUCUUUAUCUCACGGACACACCCUCUGUUGACGCUACGAACGGAGGUGAUUGCGUAGUCGAACCUCAUACAGCUAUAAAUCCUUUAGGAUUAAAAAAGACUUCUGUCAUGAAUGAGCUGGUACAAAUGGACCGUUACACUCAGCGCGCCUACAACAAAUCGCUUACUUUUUCAGCAGCAAAAUCGGAACGAACAUCCUUCUCGAAACAAGCCACAAUUUCGUCUUCAGAAAGUACUCUUAACAGAGUGAAACGGGAUCGAACGAUGAUCAUCCGAGCAGAGCGGCUCACCGAUAAAGAUGGCAAGCAGACUGAUAUUGUGAAUAUGGACUGCAAACGAAACACUGCCAAGUGUGUCACAAUCGUUUGUAACAUUUACGAUGUGCAACCAAAAGCGCAAGUACUUAUCAAUGUAACAGCUAGACUUUGGAAUUCUACACUCGUCUCGGAUUAUCCCAAAGUGGAUCUGGUAAAAAUAGCUUCAGUAGCGAGGAUUAAAGUCUUUGAGGUGCAACAGGUUCACCAUUCGGAUUCAGUUACGGUGGAAACUUUAGCAUAUCCGGAGCUGCAAGAUCACGCUGGAGAUGGAUCCAUUCCUAUUUGGAUCAUCGUGCUAGCCAUACUAUUUGGUUUGCUGGCAUUGGCUCUACUGAUAUACAUUCUCAAACGAUGUGGCUUCUUCAAACGACGGAGACCAGAUCCAACGUUAAGCGGCAAUUUGGAAAAAAGCAGCGAAAGCAAGCCAUUUAUUCCCUAGGAACAACACGAGUCUACACGAAAGUAUAAAGUGAGCAAAGUCUACUUAAAAAGUGAUACGCACUAUGUUAGAGUAAUAGAAAACAAUAUGUAAAUUCGCCACCCUCCAUUAGAGUAUGACAAUAUUCCAUCUGGCGCUGAAACAGCACCUGGGAACAAUCGUGAAAUUCUACGGCAUUUUGAAUACGAUCAUUUCAUAGAACAAGCAAAAAACUUGACUUACCAGCCGCUGCGUUGAGUAUAAGAGUUUACAUCAAAUUCCACAAACAAAAAACGUCGAAUAACGCUGCUAACAAUCUAAAGACUGAAAUCCUUUUUCUACAACAGGGUAACUGAGAGUUGGUACGAUUGCCAAAUGAGUAGAAAAUUGUACUCGCUUUUGUGUUACUGAAAGCGUAGACAGCAAGCACAAUACAAUUAAUUGUAAAACAUCUGAGUCAUUUAUCACGUCAUAGAUUUAGUAUAACAAAUUAAACUAUUCGACAAGUGGCGUGAACUAUUUUCGAAAAUCGCGUUCGAUAGUUCCAUGUGUAUAGUUUCACUUAUGUUUAUGUUAUCCUGCCUGAUUGAAUAUUUACUUUUAGAAAGUAAGCAGUUCGACAUUUUUGGUCUAAAAGUUUCAGGCAGAUUUUUCGAAAAAUAAAUAAGACAAAAUGUAAUUAAAAAAGGGUCAUAUAAUGUUGUGCAUUUGGUAGCAGUCGAAUAAUCGCUUUAGAUACAAGUAAAAUUGAGAAAGAAGACGAAUCAUCUUGCCUAUUCGAAAGUGCCAUUAUACUAGCAAUAUCCAGUUCAAGUUGCGUUCAAUUUUGACUGAUGGUGUUAAGCACAUAGAAUUAACACUGUCCCAACAAGUCUUCUACAUUUUUGUUAAUAAUAAUAAUGUUAGGCAUAAUUAAAAAGAUCAACCAGUAUCAGUGCAGGAAUCAGUAAGCAUAGAUUGUUAACUUCUAGAAAAAUAACUUAAAUCGAAUUUAAAACUGUUGUACAUUUUUAGCUGUUGUAAUUCAAAUCCUUUUUCUUAUAAUUUAAAGUUUCGCAACGGACUUCCGAUUUCGAAUCUGAUAGACUAAGUCGCCGGUCAAAGUUUGUAGGACAUAAUUCACAUUUGCUCUGCGUUUUCUACCCGUUUACUAGAAAUAUUUUAUAAUACAUAUAGCUUAUAUUGUAUUUUAGGUAAUAAAAC
Sabethes cyaneus is the source of this 5304-nucleotide messenger RNA. It is a transcript of the gene mew, whose product is annotated as integrin alpha-PS1. The transcript is spliced from 15 exons. Gene Ontology annotation, biological process: cell-matrix adhesion; cell-cell adhesion; cell adhesion mediated by integrin. The record is from RefSeq and is a predicted model, not a curated record. Lineage: Eukaryota; Metazoa; Arthropoda; Insecta; Diptera; Culicidae. Bases 784 to 4122 code for a protein of 1112 amino acids. Gene Ontology annotation, molecular function: integrin binding. Gene Ontology annotation, cellular component: integrin complex; external side of plasma membrane.